Molecule: messenger RNA, 3779 nt
Organism: Alosa alosa (allis shad)
Lineage: Eukaryota; Metazoa; Chordata; Actinopteri; Clupeiformes; Clupeidae
Gene: srpk1a
Product: SRSF protein kinase 1a
Exons: 16
Coding region: 77-2071 (664 amino acids)
Biological process (GO): protein phosphorylation; spliceosomal complex assembly; regulation of mRNA processing
Molecular function (GO): protein kinase activity; ATP binding
Source: RefSeq, a predicted model, not a curated record
AGAUUGGCGUGAACUUUUCUUGGAUCACGCAUGCGCGAGUCGUUCGAGAGCACGAACGAAUCACCACAGGGCCAUCAUGGAGAGAAAAGUUUUGGCGCUCCAGGCUAGGAAGAAACGAGCCAAGAAGAAGUCCACCAAGAAGCCCCAGGCCAACACGAGAGGGGCGGUGCGGGAACAGCGGGAGCAGCAGACUGAAGCUGCCCAGCAGGAGCCCGAGGAGGAGAUCCUCGGCUCGGAUGACGAGGAGCAGGAGGACCCUAAUGACUACUGCAAAGGUGGAUAUCACCAUGUGAAGAUCGGAGACCUUUACAAUGGAAAGUACCAUGUGAUCCGCAAACUGGGCUGGGGCCACUUUUCCACUGUGUGGCUGGCCUGGGACAUCCAGGGUAAGAGGUUUGUGGCCAUGAAGGUGGUGAAGAGUGCCGAGCAUUACACAGAGACGGCCCUGGAUGAGAUCAAGCUUCUCAGAUCGGUGAGAGAAACGGACCCUGUGGACCCCAACAAGGAUAAAGUAGUUCAGCUGCUGGAUGACUUCAAGAUCUCAGGAGUCAACGGAACCCACGUGUGCAUGGUGUUUGAAGUCCUGGGCCACCAUCUUCUCAAGUGGAUCAUCAAGUCCAACUACCAGGGCCUGCCAUUGCCCUGUGUUAAGAGCAUCAUUCGACAGGUUCUGCAGGGUCUAGAUUACCUGCACUCCAAGUGUAAGAUCAUCCAUACAGAUAUCAAGCCGGAGAACAUCCUGAUGAGUGUUAAUGAGCCCUAUGUCAGGCGCCUGGCUGCAGAGGCCACCGAGUGGCAGAGAGCAGGAGCUCCACCGCCCUCAGGCUCCUCAGUGAGCACAGCUCCUCCACCAAAACCGGCUGCAAAGAUGUCUAAGAACAAGAAGAAGAAGCUGAAGAAGAAGCAGAAGAGGCAGGCAGAGCUGCUGGAGAAGUGCAUCUUGGACCUGGAGGAGAUGGAGCGCUGCCCCGACGCCGCUGACGAGGAGGACGACGACGACCCACAAUCUCCCAAGAGCCCCGUCUGCGCACCGCUUCGACAGGUCUCGUUGCAGGAGAUUGCCUAUGAGGAGCAAGGAGAUGACGUUAGCGCGCGUCUGUGCCCGGCGGAGACCAACUGUAACGGCUUCAUGGCCAGUGUUGCCCCCAGCGUGCCAGAGCAGGUGGAGCCGCAGGCAGAAGAGGAGGUGGCACCACCACCACAGGCGGAGUGGGAGAUAGAGCAGGACCAGCACAGUACGGAUGCCAACACCACCAGCACCACUGACCCAGAACCAAGCCAGACCCAGACCAGUUCUCCAGACCAGCACCUGGACCUGAACCAGGACCAGCCACCAGUCCCUCAGGACUACCAGUGCUGCAACGGCAUGGAAUCCCCCGAGCCGCAGGCCAAUGGAGUGGGCAGUCAGGCCGACUCCACCCCCUCAAGCCCAUUGGAGGAUGGGGAGCACAGAAGUCCACAUCAACCAGGCAGACAGCAAGGGGCCGGCGACGCCCACGACAACCUCGGGAACACUAAGAUUGUGGCUGGAGACUUGCUGGUGAAUCCUCUGGAGCCUCUCAACGCCGACAAGAUCACGGUCAAGAUCGCUGACUUGGGCAACGCCUGCUGGGUGCACAAGCACUUUACGGAGGACAUCCAGACACGGCAGUAUCGCUCACUAGAGGUGCUGAUUGGAUCUGGGUACAGCACACCUGCAGACAUAUGGAGCACUGCCUGCAUGGCCUUUGAACUGGCUACAGGGGACUAUCUGUUUGAACCUCAUUCAGGAGAAGAUUACUCUCGAGACGAAGACCACCUUGCUCUGAUUAUUGAGCUGUUGGGGAACAUCCCCCGCCAUUUUGCGCUGAGCGGGAAAUUUUCACAGGAAUUCUUCAGCCGCAGAGGUGAUCUGAAGCACAUCACCAAGUUGAAGCCGUGGGGUCUGCUGGAGGUGCUGGUGGACAAGUACGAGUGGCAGCGUGAGGAGGCCGAGACCUUCACCGACUUCCUGUUGCCCAUGCUGGAGCUCAUCCCUGAGAAGAGGGCCACGGCCGCAGAUUGCCUGCGUCACGCCUGGAUCGCCCCCUAGUGGCCCACAAUGGGAACUGCACCCCCCUCACCCAAUCCCACAUAGGAGCCACUUCUGAACUACAUCUGGCACUGUUCAACCGGAUCUGUGCCAGAUUAGAGGUAAAUCUGCACCAGACCAGGGCCAGGUGUGAACCAGAGGUGGCCUCUAUUCGGGCUGGUUAUCCUCCUCCCCUUCCCAGAACUGUCCCCACCUCUAAACUGAUACCCAUGAAAAGGCCCAGCUGUGGACUGCCUCCACCACCCCUGGAUUGCCUCCUAGUGGCUGAUGCUGGGAAUGACACCCUCUGACCUGCUCCAGGUGGUGCCUAAGCUAAAAACUCUGGUGAGGAUUUGGCUCUGAUGAAACAGAUCUGCACCAGGCGUUUUAGAGGUGCUACAUGGGCAUGUGCCCCCACCCCUGCUCCCCCUCUCUUGGCCUGGAUCUGACACCCAUGAAGAAGCUAGGCUAAUGAACAUCUGUGCUCUGGGGGCUGCCGUCGGCUCUGCCACCUCUGACUAGCGACCUGUUGUAUUCAGGCAGGCUCCCCUCCCCUAGUGGCCACAGUAGGGUCCUACACUCCGUUACGCCUGUCCCUCUGUGACCGUCUCUUCUCCUGACCAGACCUUACCCCACAAGAGACUGCAACAGAUCACUUUCCAAUUGGAGCAUAUCUGACAUCUACUUAUUUGUUUAUAUCUGUCUGUGUGUGUGUGUGUGUAUUUGUGUGCCUGUGAGUAAGUUGGUUUCUUUCUUCCUUUUUCUUUCUUUUUUUUGUUGUUCAUCUCUUUGUGUGUGUUUGUGAGUCUGUGUGAGUGAAUCUGUGUGAGUCUGUGCGUGCGUGUGUGUGUGUUUGUUUGUGUGUGUGAGAGUGAUUUGGUGUCUUCUAAAGUUUUUUUUUUUUUUUUUUUUUUUUUUCUGUAGAUGGUUUGUACUUUUCAUUGUGUUGUUACUUUUUCUUUUGCUCCCUUUUUUAACUCCAGUUAAGAUGGACUGUAGCCAGAAAACCUCUGUGUUGUAGGAUUUCUGAGAUGACUUGGGCGUUAUGCUAGACUUUUCUUAGUUAAUCCAUUUAUUUUUGGGGCUCACACUCAGCUAGUCUGCAAAAAAAAAAAAAAAAAAAAAAAAAAAAAAAAAAAAUCUGAAAAAGCAGUUUUGUUACACAGAUACUCUAGUAUUGUUGGAAAUCUGCACAGAAAUGGCACUGUGGAAGAGAGUUGUUAGUUUGUGGUUGUGACUUCCACUCAGAGACCAAACUGUGUGCUCUGUCAGGAGAAUCUCAGCUGUUCUGUUUGGGUCUUAGAUGUCAUCACCGACGACACCUGUUUAAUCAGUGUCAGCUUCCAUUUGUUUUGUUCAAUAGUGUGUGUUUGUGAAAGAAAGAUUUGUUUGUCCUCACUGUUCUAAGCCAGUAGAUCAUUAUGUUCCACACACUUAUAGCUGUCAAUCACCACAGAAUGAUGAAAAAGAACAUUGUUAAAAGAAAUCUGCCGUGGGGGUGUGUAUAUGUUUGUUUGUCUGUUUGUGUGUGUGUGUGUGUGUGUGUGUGUGUGAGUACAUAUGAGUGUGUCGUCUGUGUCUGUAUAUAUCUGUACCAAAGAGUUUGCCUUGAUCUGUAUAUUGCAGCCAUGUACAGUUUUUAAGAAAUCAUACUAUUGUAUCUUAGCUAAGAUUAUUUAGCGGGAUAGUAAUGUUUUAAUAAAGCAUUUGGAAGAAGUGUGCAAACUCA